Linum trigynum is the source of this 8764-nucleotide messenger RNA. NCBI's taxonomy places the organism in Eukaryota, Viridiplantae, Streptophyta, Magnoliopsida, Malpighiales, Linaceae. The record is from the annotation of a GenBank genome assembly.
CUGAAGUGUCGUACACUCAAAUCACCUAUAGGAAUGAGUGUUGAGCGAAUCCAAAGCGGGAGUGAGAGUGAUCAAAAUCGAAAUCGAAAGCAAGAGUGAGAGCGAGCUUACUGACUUCUCAUGGCUUGGCUUACAUUUCUCUUAGAAAACCAAAUUCGGCAAUAUGACAACUACCACACAAAAACGGUUUUCUCCAGUUUGCACACACUUCUCGAAACCAAAGUCUUGACAUGGCUUUCAAUUUUAAUUCUCUAAUAAACGUUUUUCAAACAUUUUUGCUUUUGUCUUAAGUCAAGAUUGAUAUAGUCACUCUUUGUUCCGAAGAAUAGAAAGUGAGUAACGGAUCUUCGGGGGCAAAAUGGGUGCAUCAUGGAAGAAGGGGAAGUCUGAGUACCCAAGAAUCGGAUUAAUCAACUUUUCACGCAUGAGUUGAUGGGAAAAUCUCAGGGAGUCUGGAAACAUUCAGAUCUCAUUGAGCCAACCAGCCAAUCGAUUAUGCUUCAAAUGCAUAGCAAGAAAUAAGUCUUAUUAUUCCGCACUGACUGAGAAUUAUACGACUCUGAAACGUGUGGGCCCAUACCUGGCCGAGAAGAAGGAUAAAGCAGUACACAUCAUCACUUCACCUUACAAAGCAUAUCAUCGCACAACUACUACCAAGAAGAUAUAUUCAAGACAACGAGUUCAAAGUCACUCCAACAUAAAGCAUGACCUAAGGAUCGAGUCAAUCGAAAGGAAAUGACGAUUCCUGGAGGAUGAGCAAUUUAAAGGACCCCAGGUUAAAACACAAAAUAAAAAUCAAAGCGAAAACAAAACAACAUAUUUGCGUACCAAUUGUAAAGAUCAUCGUUUUGUCAUUUUCACUCAACAUUCAUGACUUCACCAGCAUGACAUCAUACAUAAUUAUUUCAAUACCCACUGCAUAACAUCAUCAUACGUCAAGGUGACUUGCUAUGCAUCACGAUCACUUCCUAAAAUUCCUAAAAUAUCUUUCUAAAUGUACGUGAAAACCUUUUUAUGCGAAAUACCACUACGCAUUUACCAAAUGUUAGCUUGAUCUUUAUCGCUAGCACAUUUCUCAUUGUUUGAUUUGAUUCAUAUCACAAACAAUUUGAGUACAAUAUCAUUUACAAAAUUGUUAGUUUGAUCUUUAUCACUAACAUUUCUCAUUGUUUGAUUUGAUUCAUAUCACAAACAAUUUGAGUACAAUAUCAUUUACAAAAUUGUUAGUUUGAUCUUUAUCACUAACAUUUCUCAUUGUUCUAUUUGAUUUCUAUCAUAGACAAUUUGAGUACAAUAUCAUUUACAAAAUUGUUAGUUUGAUCUUUAUCACUGACAUUUUUCUCAUUGUUCUAUUUGAUUUCUAUCAUAGACAAUUUGAGUACAAUAUCAUUUACAAAAUUGUUAGUUUGAUCUUUAUCACUGACAUUUUUCUCAUUGGUCUAUUUGAUUUCUAUCAUAGACAAUUUGAGUACAAUAUCCUUUACAAAAUUGUUAGCUUGAUCUUUAUUGCUAACAGUUUUCUCAUUGUUCUAUUUAAUUUCUAUCAUAGACAAUUUGAGUACAAUAUCAUUUACAAAAUUGUUAGUUUGAUCUUUAUCACUGACACUUUUCUCAUUGUUCUAUUUGAUUUCUAUCAUAGACAAUUUGAGUACAAUAUCAUUUACAAAAUUGUUAGUUUGAUCUUUGUCACUAACAUUUUUCUCAUUGUUCUAUUUGAUUUCUAUCAUAGACAAUUUGAGUACAAUAUCCUUUACAAAAUUGUUAGUUUGAUUUUUAUCAAUAACAUCUUUCUCAUUGUUCUAUUUGAUUUCUAUCAUAGACAAUUUGAGUACAAUAUCCUUUACAAAAUUGUUAGUUUGACUUUUAUCGCUAACACUUUUCUCAUUGUUCUAUUUGAUUUCUAUCAUAGACAAUUUGAGUACAAUAUCCUUUACGAAAUUGUUAGUUUGAUCUUUAUCACUAGCAUAUUCUCAUUGCUUGAUUUGAUUCCUAUCGCAAGCAAUUUGAGUAAAACGUUAUUUACAAGAUUAUUAGCUUGAUCUUUAUCGCUGACACUUUUCUCAUUGUUCUAUUUGAUUUCUAUCAUAGACAAUUUGAGUACAAUGUUAUUUACGAAAUUGUUAGUUUGAUAUUUAUCACUAACAUAUUCCUCAUUGUUCUAUUUGAUUCCUAUUGUAGACACCACAUUUUGUCCGGGCACACACUACACUUAAAAUUCGAAAGAAGAAAAUCGAUAUUGAUAAAUCAAACAAAAACUUCAAAAUAAUCGAUUGAGAUUGCAGUAGCAAGUCAAUUACGUCCAAGUUCACUUAAUGUAAUUCUAAUAUCAAUUUGGUUGAAACUAGCAUCAAUUUGGUAGUCAAUUACGUCCAAGUUCACUUAAUGUAAUUCUAAUAUCAAUUUGGUUGAAACUAGCAUCAAUUUGGUUGAAACUAGCAGUGACAAGUCGGUAAACAUUAGUAAUCACCGAGUUGUUUAGGCUACUAAGAUUGGAUUUGUUAAGAUUAGCAGUAGCAAAUCUUAACAUCAAUUCCAUGUUGAGCUAUAAGUUUGCUUUGGAUUUGGGAAUGGUAGAUGAAUUUUGCAAAAUUGAAUUAAGGCAAAGACUUCAUUAUCAGAUUUACAUUGUACAUAGUAGCAAUGACACCAUAAUAAAGGAUUAAAACUAAUCACAAUAAACUAAUUACAAUAACAACGCUAAACAGAUUCGGUCAACAAAUUGAAGUCAUUGCCCUCCUACUAUGAGCCCAAACGAAUUGUUUACCUGCAAAAUUGAAAAAAAGAGUAAAACAUAUUAGUUUCAGCCCAAAUUAAAAUCAUGAACCUAAUUCAGACCCAUGGCUUUCGGCCCAUACUUGGUCAACAUGACCUAACCCAGUCAAAAGGCCCAAUCACAGAGUCAACUUCGGUCAACUCAGGUCAAUGUACCUUAUCCCAUCCCAAAGGACUAGCCAUCAUUACUGCCAUUUCUUGAAAGGAGUAAAACGGCCACCCCCUCCCUGGAAACCAACUGAAAACUAACAGCAGAAGUGACAGCUGCCUCUUCAAAAUGUGGCAGGCGGCCACCCCCUUGAAAACCAAUGUAAAACUAACACCAAUCCAUCUAUGAACUAAAAACUGCCACCAAUCCUAAAUGAACAGUGAAAAACAGAUAUAAAUAGAAGCUUUACCACAAAGUUCAGGGAGGAGGGAUUGGAGGGGGAAAAAAAGAAAACUACAUUACAGAAGUACACAAACAGUUUGAGCUCAUUUUUCUUUUACACAAAAUUGAUGCAGAAAUUUGUGAAAUUAAGCAGAAGGCCAUUCUUAAGCUAAGAAACUCCAACCAGAUGAGAAGGGAAGAAGAAGGUGGCGGUGGUCGUUGACGAAGGGAGAAGGGUUUCGGGGUUUUGGAAGAGGGAGUUGAGGUGUAGAGAGGCGGCUAGGUUUGAUUUGUUUCUGGAAGAGGAAGAGAGAAGUGGAAGAAUCGAGAGAACAGGAGAGAGAGGAAGAGGGCGGCCGCCGCUGGCCUUAGAUUAGGAUUAGGUUUUUUUUUGUCUCAAGAGAUUGAUUUUAUACACAUAUGCAAACGACGAUUUUGCCCUUAGGGUUUCUAACUAAUUACGUACCCGUGCCACCGUCCUUUUGUGAGCUUACCAAAUUGCCCUUCCCCCCUUCUCUGCUCUAAAACGAGAUAAACAAAAAAUUUGUAGUUAGCGCGUUUCGAACCCUUGUUCCCUCGGUCAAACGCGAAUUUGGUCUGGCGUUUUAGCCAGUUGGGCUGCUAGCCCUCAUGCGUUAAUUUUAUAAUCCCGUAUAGUUUUAUUCAUUUAAAAUCCUUAAUACGAAAUGUAGAAUUGCGGAUUAAGUAUAUCUCGUUUUUUUUUACGUCAUAAUACUUCCUAAUAACUAAAACACUUGCAUUUUUUGUCAUAACCUCAUGAUAAUCUAAAUGAAUUUUUAUUAACAAAAUUAUAAUACGAAAUUCACGAUCAGUGGAACGUGAUUACAAUUAAAUUAUCAAAGUUCAAACGAACUACGUGGACUUCGAUCCCGUCUAACGGGUACGUAGGCAACCUGUAAGGUUCGAGUCCAAUUAAUCAACUAACUUUAUCUUUAAAUUUUUACGUCAGUGGGCGUAUAAUUAAAUUAUAACUAAUACGAUUAAAUCAUUAAAUGGUCCAGUGGGACCCCAAAAAUAUAAAAUAAUUACUAAAAAUACACCCAACGAAUACAAAAACUUAUCAACUUAAGUAGUACCGAUUUAGGGCGUUGUGGGGGUGUUGCUUAACUUCCCCACACGUAACCGUACUCCCGAACCCAGAACUUUAUUUUCGCAGACCAUGCCUCGGUUCUGACACUAAGGUUAGAGCCGACCGAAGAGUGUUCGAUCCACUCAAAGUAAGAUCGAUGGCGACUCCCAAAAACGCCGACGCGACGACAUUCGGACCCCCCCCGGACGGGACGGUUGCGACAGUUGGCGACUCCGCUGGGGACUUCGAGAGUCGAGCUACAUAACUAAGUUCGAUAAGUUUUCUAAUUUUCUAUUACGUGUUGGGUGUUUACUUUCUUAUUUGCGCAAUUAUAUUUUCGCAAUUUAAUUCUGCAUUCAUGCAUAAAAGCUCUAUACCCGAGCUAUCCUAUUAGAAACGGAAAAGGAGUACCGUGACUUUCACAGUAGUGGAAAGCACGCAAAACUUUCCAACCAAGUUGAACUCAGAUCCGAGGUUGAUCUUGAGGUAUCCAGCCAGUUCGUAAGGGCUGUGGCAGGAUACAACUUGGGAGCCAAAUCCCUAGGAAUCCCUCUGCCAGCAUAUAGUAAGCAUAGAGGCCUCCCUAAACCGUCCAAAAUAAUCCUGAGACAACCCUAGCACCACGUCAUUAUGCCCUCUGAAAGCCCUAGGUUUUCCCAAAUAGGGUUAUAUUUUUAUUAUCUAUAUAUGUGUGUUUUCUAACGUGAUAACUUGUGGUAUGUUCUCCCAAGUGCAAUAUAUUUAUUUGUGAGAACAAUGUGAAUUUUCUUUUCUUCUUUGAAAAAAUAGACUCAUAAGCAUCAUUCUCUUUUUGUGUUUUCAUUUAUGCAUUUAAAAUAAAUCAUGAAAACAUUUUCAAAAUGCACGUGCAUCUGUGCAUCGCAUAAGCAUCAUACAUACUCUCCAUCGUUCAUUCAAGUCAAUUUAAUAAAAGUAAUUGGUCAGGGUUCCUUAAAAUUGCUCGUCCACAAGGAAAAAAUCAAGACUUCAAGUACUUAACUAGAUCCAAGCUCGAGGUCUUUAUGGAUGCAUUUCAAAAAGAGUUGAACGACAUCAAAGGAAAGCUGACCGGGUUUGACGAGAAGCUAGUGGGGUUCGAUGAGAAACUAACGGGCUUCGAUGAGAUGAAAAGCCAGCUCAACACAAUAGUGAGCAUAUUGUACAGAAAAGGGAAGGAGGUUGCAACGAACGAGGAAGAAAUCGUAUUUGAUGACGACGAUCACUAUGAGCAACCUCAGGGAAACGUCUCAGGUAGUAAAUUCAUUCUCAUACCUUCGAAGAACACAGGCGAAAAAGGUGAUAUUGGGUCAUCAAAGCAUGACAAAUCCGGAGAACCCGAGAAGCAAGAGGAACAUAAAAUUGAAGCUAUGCUAGAAGAAAAAUUAGAACACUUGAAUGAACGAAUAAGAAGCAUAGAAGGAGUUGAGUCGUACGAGCCUAUGGAUGCAUCAAAACUAUGUCUGGUCCCAGAUGUCGUGAUUCCUCACAAAUUUCAAAUGCCAGAAUUUGAAAGAUACAAUGGCACCACUUGCCCAAAAAGUCAUCUGGUCAUGUACUGUAACAAAAUGGCCAACCAUAUUCGAGAUGAAAGACUAAUGGUACAUUGCUUCCAAAACAGCCUGAGUAGUUCUGCCCUACGAUGGUAUAUGCAACUAGAGAAAACAAAAGUGAGAAGAUGGCAAGACCUCGCAGAUGCAUUCAUGAGGCACUACAAGCAUAACCAGGAUCUGGCUCCAGACCGAGAAGAUCUGAGGAAUAUGGAAAAGAAUGAGAAAGAGUCUUUCAGAGAAUAUGCUCAAAGGUGGAGAGAGAAAGCUGCAGAUGUUCAACCUCCUCUGUCAGAAAAAGAGAUGGUGUCAAUCUUCUUCGGAACACUAAGGGCUCCAUACUACAACAACAUGGUCGGAAUUACCACAACCAACUUUGCGGAUCUGCUUGUAAUCGGAGAGCGAAUAGAAAAGGGUUUGAAGCAAGGUCGGAUGGAAACCCCAGAAGCCUCUAAGAAACCACACCAAGCCCGAAGAGGAGAAGCAGAUGUCCAUUAUGCUCAAACAGAAUUACCCAGAGGAAGAAGGUGGGAUCAUCAACCUCAAGCCAAUCAAGCCCAUCCAUGUGUUGCAAAUGCUGCAAUAAUUAAUCAACGUCCAAAUUUUCCUACUCAACGAGCCAUCCAGAGCCCGACACGAGUCGCACCACCACCAAAUAACCAAAACCAGAAUAAUUAUGAGAGGUUCAGGAAACCCAUCCAAAUCGAUCCUAUCCCUAUCACAUACACUGAACUUUUCCCUCAGCUAAUUCAAAGUAACCUAAUCUCCCCAAUACCAUGUGAACCUAUGAAACCUCCUUAUCCAAAUUGGUACAAAACAGACCAACAUUGUGCUUACCACUCGGGAGUAGCGGGACACUCGACUGAGGACUGCAGAUCGCUCAAGAUCAAGGUCCAACAAAUGAUGAAUACUGGCUGGUUAAAGUUCGAAGAUGAGCCAAAGCGUCCAGAUGUCAACAAUAACCCACUGCCAACUCAUGGGAAUUAGUAGACAUACUACAAGGCAAAGCUCGAUUUAAGGAUGAUGUUGAUCCUACCUAGUAAAUAAAAUAUCGAGAUAAUUUGCCUUAGCAAAAUAUGUAUCACUUCUGCUUUUAUCAUAAUAAAUAAAAGGUCUCUCACGUUUUGACCUCUUUGGAGCAUUGUGUGACCACUAUCAAUCUAAAUUUAAGAGUUUGCAUCAAUGUUUUUAUCAAAAUAACGAAUGCCACUUCGGAUUCUUUUUUUUAAAACAGAUUUAUUUUCUCAAACAUGAAAGCCAUCAAAAUCCAGUUUUAUUUUCAAGCUAAGCCAUGAGAUUUUCAUGCAAAGAAAAUGUGAGCACCCCACUGGUGCUGAGAUUUGGGACACCCCACUGGUGUCGAGCGAUUAUAAACACCAUGCUACCAUCGAUAAAUUUAGCACCCACUGCGUUGAGAGUGUACGUGUUUCGCUAAAAUCAAGGGAUAAACACCCUACUGGUGUCCAUAAAUUAUGUGAGCUAAUAGGAAAAAGAUGUAAUGAGUAUACGACAUCAUGCUACUUGUAGAAUCUCGACACCACUAUAGUCGACUUUCGCCAACGGAUUGACAUUCAGUUUACAAGAAGUCAAAUGGUCAAUCCCGAUGCAUAGGGAGCCAAAACAUUAGCAUCAUACCAAGAAAACCCUCACAAGUGUCUAGUGACAAGAAGACCAGGAAGUUCAGGGAUCCCAUUUAUCAAAACCCAAGAAUCACACGAGUGAAGCACUCAUCUAUACAAACAAGCGCAUGGUAUCAAAAUCCUGACUUCUACAAAACGAAUAGCCAAUUCAACCUAGCUCACGAGAAGUGACACCCACACAAUCAAUCAUCAAAAUGGACUCUCGAUCCUUUCAAUACUCGUCCCACCAAAGACAAGCUCCAGAUUAAGAAAGAAAAAGCAUAGUCGGGGGCAUGACAGAGUCAAGUAAGUCCCACACGCAAAAAAAAAAAAAAAAGCAAAAAAAGACAAAAGAAGAACAAACAAAAUGUCGUGGGACUUACAAUCUGGGUGCCCCCGGUUUAGCAUUUGAAGUACCAAAUACCUGCACCAAGUCAGGGUCUUAGCAGAUCAAUCUCAAGAUACGGCAAGAAGGACCUUCAAACAGUAAACUGUGAUGAUAAGAAAGUCGUUCUAGCCAAAACCCAUCAUCCAAAGUACUCAUCAUUUUGAGAGAAAGCCAGAAGCUGAAAAUCCACAACAUUCAACAUUUAGAGGCCAAACAAGGACCUCGACAAGUCCCAAGCCAGAUUGCAUUUACGAAAAUCACAGCUUCGGCUAGUGAAAAAUACUGGGGGGCAAAUCCAGUUGAAGAAACAUUCUGAGAAAAUCCACCAGUAUUUUCGAACAAGACUUUGUCAGCAAAAUGAUCCAGAUAAUAAGUGAUUCUUAAUCCAUCAAGUCAAUCCCAUACUUUGGGGGCAAAGCAAAAGUCCCUCUUCGAGAGGCUUUAUAGCGAUAAUGUCAAGAUUUCAUACAUUCGUUACCCAUCUGAAUAAACUACAUUUCAAGAACAAGGAGAUUCGUAUCCUCGAGGUCAUAUCGGGCAAAAGCCUCUUUCAUGGGAGACUAAAAAUGUCUGCGACGAAGCCAUAUGGAGGCCUCCUAAAUCAUUCAUGCCAAGGGGUUCCAUAUUUGAGUUAAAUCUUCACAAGGAACACAGUUGGUUACAGCAUAUAGGCGACGUCUCAAGGCGACCAGAAUCUUAAUGGUAGCUGAAGUGUCGUACACUCAAAUCACCUAUAGGAAUGAGUGUUGAGCGAAAUCCAAAGCGGGAGUGAGAGCGAUCAAAGUCAAAAGCAAGAGUGAGAGCGAGGGCUUACUGAUAUUCUCAUGGCUUGGCUUACACUUUUCUUAGAAAACCAAAUUUGGCAAUAUGACAACUACCACACAAAAACGAUUUUUGUCCAGUUUGCACACACUUCUUAAAACCAAAGUCUUGACACGGCUUUCACUUUUAAUUCUCUAAUAAACGCUUUUCAAACAU